GCCCUCUGAUAAUGUCUUCCGGUCAUUGUUCGAACGGCUACAUACCCGCAUCGUGGAGGCGCUCGCCUGUAUCUAUGGCAAAGCUCGUUGGCGCUUGGCCAGCGUCCAUUCCCAACCAGUCACUCUGCCGUGCCACGUCUUGGGUGCGAUGCAACAUCAUCACCUGUUCCAAUGUUAGCUGCACUGAUCCCUGCCUGUCUUUGUCGGUCCUCCACAUGGCCUAGAGCCACCAUGUUACCCUCCGCACUUUUUGAAAGCUCUGAAUAAGCACACGGCUAGAGGCAGCGGAAGAUAAAUAACAGAAAUGCCCGAGAUACGACGCCAGGGGUUUGUAACGGACGCAGUCUGCUGUGUUGGCGUUUUCUCAAGUAGUUUCGCGUCCCCUUGGAAACGACGUCUCCCCCAUUCGGCUUCUAAAGUUCUCCUUAACUUCUGCGCCUGAGCUUUCUCUCUCCACAAUUUGCUACUCUUGCUGAAAUGAGAGAACGCCGUCCGGAUGGCAUUCGUGCCAAUUGGAGGUGUUUCGUCGCCUGCGGAGUGGUGGUUCUCUCCCCGUUCCAAUAUGGAGUUGAUUUUGGAAUCAUCGGUGGCUUACAGGCCAUGCCUGGGUUUCUUCAGGUCUAUGGUUACGAAGACUCCAAGACAUCCAUCGGAUGGAACAUAUCCACCACCCGCCAACAGUUAAUCUCCUCUCUCAUGACCCUCGGCGCUUUCAUCAGCUCCAUGCUUGCAGGAGCAAUUGCCUCAAAAUUGAGUCGAAAGAUGUGUCUGUGGCUAUCCUGUUUGUUCUGCAUAGUGGCCAACGUCAUUAUGAUGACGACAGCGCACAUUGCAGCGCUGUAUGUUGGUCGCCUGCUCAUCGGCUUGGGUAAUGGUGGCUUCAUGACGUUCUCUCAACUUUACAUUCAAGAAACGAGCCCAGCAAAGUAUCGCGGACUGUUCAUGACCGGCUUUCAGUUCUGUGUGACGAUUGGAACUCUCAUCGGUACAAUCAUAGACUGGGCGACCGCUCAACGUCCCGACAAAUCGGCAUAUUUGAUACCACUAGGAGUUGUAUAUGUUGUCCCUGUUUUCAUCACUGCAGCACUUUUCUUCAUCCCCGAGUCGCCUCGGUGGCUGAUCAUGAGAGAUCGGGUUGAAGAAGGGAGGAAGGCUCUGAUGUGGCUGAGGCCCAAAGGCGUAGAUGUUGAGGACGAGGUCAACGAGAUUCAAGGUGUGGUGCUCGAGGAUCUUGAGACGAAGAAGUCAGUAACAUUCUGGGACAUGUUCAAAGAUCCCGUGGACCGGAGGCGGACUAUUAGCUCCAUCGGCGCAGUAUGCUUGCAAGGUGCCUCGGGCUCGAUGUUCAUCAUUGCGUACAAAGCGUACUUCUUCACCAUUGCGAGGGUCGAGCACCCCUUUGCCAUGACCAACGUUUUGUCCACCUGCGGCCUCCUAGCAAUCAUCGCAAAUGCACUGGUUGUGGUGCGCUACGGUCGCCGUCGGGUUUUCCUUCUCAGUGGGCUUGUUCUAUCCGGCUGCUUUCAGCUGAUCAUGGCAAUUACCUUUGACAAGCAUCCGAACACAAUCUCAACUGGGAACUUGCUGGUCGCAAUAUCGUGCUUGUUCAUGAUAGCCUACAACGGGAUGAUUGCGCCGUAUUCCUGGAUGGUCGCCGGUGAAGCUCCCUCUCAACGCCUCCGUAGCUACACCUUAGGUGUUGCGUCAGCAGCCGGAUACUUCCUCGCUUGGCUCAUCACCUUCACUGCGCCGUACUUUAUCAACCCGAGCGCUCUGAACUGGGGUCCCAGAUAUGGAUACAUCUGGUUCCCGUCAUGCAUCAUCUCGGCUAUUUGGGCGUAUUUCUACAUACCAGAGCUCAAGGGUAGAACACUAGAAGAGAUAAACCAAAUGUUCCACGCCCGUCUGCCGGCUCGAAAGUUCCGUCAGUUCCAAACCACCACCGUAUCACGGAAAGUGAGCCAGCCCAAGGCGGACUUUGAAAGCAUCAAGGUCGAAAUGCUUGACAGAGCAUGAUCUAUGUGAUAGGGUCAAUGCUCGCAAAAUUAUGGCGAUCAUAAAUGGUGUUUGUCUGAUGGAAUAGCUUCGUGUGGCUAGUGCCAGCAGCGCCGCCACAGAUGUGGCGUACCACCCGCAUGGACCGUGUAGAAAAGGUAUUUCUACCGCUUCUCCGGUUCAUACGUAGUUUCUUAAUAGGACAACUACUUUUCUCUCAUAUGACAAGACGCUGCGGUUCAUCACACUUAAAUUGCUGCUUCUGAGAAGCAGUCAAGAACAUGGAUCGGCUGGCUACAAUCAUA
This is a messenger RNA of Colletotrichum navitas, 2300 nucleotides long. Its product is annotated as general substrate transporter. Gene Ontology annotation, molecular function: carbohydrate:proton symporter activity. The record is from RefSeq and is a predicted model, not a curated record. Gene Ontology annotation, cellular component: membrane. Gene Ontology annotation, biological process: transmembrane transport; carbohydrate transport. Lineage: Eukaryota; Fungi; Ascomycota; Sordariomycetes; Glomerellales; Glomerellaceae. The transcript has 6 exons. The coding region runs from base 478 to 2016 and encodes 512 amino acids.